AUGGAAUCUCUCGUGGCUGGUGCCUGCGCAGGGCUAUUUGUCGACCUUAGCCUCUACCCGAUCGAUACGGUGAAGACGCGCAUCCAGUCUAAGGAAGGGUUUUCGGCCUCCGGUGGCUUUAAAAAUGUCUACAAGGGGUUGAGCGCUAUGGCGGUGGGUUCUGUGCCUGGCGGGGCUGCGUUUUUCUUUGGAUAUGACACAGCUAAGCGGAUGUUCUUGUCGCUCACUGCGUCCAGCGGCGCUGCGAGCGGAAUCGAUGGAGCUGUGAUUGCCAUGACUCCGAGUGUAAUGGCGUGCCAAGCUGCGGCGGCUCUGUGUGGUGAGUCCUUCGCUUGCUGUAUUCGUGUACCAGUAGAGAUGGUAAAGCAGCAGAUGCAGGUGGGACAUCACACAACCAUUUCAUCUACGUUGCGCACUGUCACCAACGACAUGGCAACGUUAGGUGUUGCUCCAGGAGACGCUGCCGCUUCUGUGUCGUCACAGCCAAUUCGUCUCUCUGGCGUGCAUCAUCUUUUUCGAGGCAUGCCCAUCAUGCUGAUGCGCGAGCUGCCCUUCUCCGUUAUUCAGAUGUCCCUGUACGAAUCGCUGAAGGCCAAAAUGCACGCGUCUACGGACCACCCCUACGCCUCCCUCAGCCUCCCCUUUUGCGGCGCCUUCAGUGGCGGGUGCGCCGCCUUCUUCACAACCCCAUUGGAUGUUCUCAAGACGCGGAUUAUGUUAUUCCGGCGCGCACCGGGGCAGCAGAAAGUAGGCAUCCGGUGUGUACUGGAUGAGUUGAUUCGUGAGCCAGCACGGUCUGGUGACAGAUUCGGCUACGCACAGCGCUUCUUCCGCGGGGCUUCGACACGCGUGCUGUGGAUAUCCCUCGGUGGCAGCAUUUUUUUUGGCACCUACGAGUUUGUGAAGGCUGGUCUUCAAAACCUGCACACGCUGUAG
Messenger RNA from Leishmania braziliensis MHOM/BR/75/M2904, 936 nucleotides. RefSeq names its product putative mitochondrial carrier protein. Gene Ontology annotation, cellular component: mitochondrial inner membrane. The coding region runs from base 1 to 936 and encodes 311 amino acids. Gene Ontology annotation, molecular function: S-adenosyl-L-methionine transmembrane transporter activity. The record is from RefSeq and is a predicted model, not a curated record. NCBI's taxonomy places the organism in Eukaryota, Euglenozoa, Kinetoplastea, Trypanosomatida, Trypanosomatidae. The transcript has a single exon.